GUCUGUAAAUAUUACAAUUUUCAUUAUUUUAUUGUUUUUCUGGGCUUUUAACUUAAACGCAAAUUGUGCCAUAACAAUUGCUAUAACCAUCAUGAGCUAUUCUCCAUCAACACAGCCGAACGCUACCAAGCCAGAUUGGCUGAGUCGAAUCGAAAAUAUGAAAGUCAACCGUAAAGACAUGAACAAACUUAUAAUGAACUAUCUGGUGUCUGAAGGAUUCAAAGAAGCAGCAGAAAAAUUCGAACAAGAAGCUGGUAUUAGUUCUCCCCUUAAAUUAAAUACGUUGGGAAACCGGAUUAAAGUGAUCGAGUCUGUACAGUCAGGAAAAAUGCAAGAAGCUAUUACACUUAUCAAUCAAUUAUACCCAGGUCUACUAGAUGACGAUCGUGAUUUAUACUUUCAUUUACAGCAACUGCAUCUAAUUGAACUUAUCAAAGAAGGUAACAUAGAAGAAGCUCUUGUAUUCGCCCAAGCUAAGCUAUCAGAAGUAGGAGAGGGUAAUCCUACUAUACUUACAGAACUAGAAAGAACACUUGCAUUAUUAGCAUUCGAAGAGCCUCAAAAGAGCCCAUUUGCUGACCUUCUUCAGACUACACAUAGACAAAAAGUAUCUAGUGAGCUGAAUGCAGCUAUUUUGAGAUUUCAUAAUCAACCAACUAUUACACCUAAACUUUACAAUCUUAUGAAGCUAAUAAUGUGGGCCCAAGAUGAGUUGGAUAGGAAAAAAGUUAAGUUCCCCCACAUGACAGAUUUUGGUUCAGCUACAUUGGAACCUCCUAAAUGACGCACAGUUAAUGAGUACGACGACGUGUGUUGUGACUCUUUUUGGCUGUUUGAACAUAAGGAUUAAAUUUUGAUUAUUGUUUUUUUUUUUUAAUAUUAAUUAUUCAUAACUACUUUCCUAAUAAUAUUAAAUUUAAUUUCAAUAUUAUUAAUUAUUAUUAUUU
Molecule: messenger RNA, 947 nt
Organism: Acyrthosiphon pisum (pea aphid)
Lineage: Eukaryota; Metazoa; Arthropoda; Insecta; Hemiptera; Aphididae
Gene: Hou
Product: GID complex subunit 8 homolog protein Houki
Molecular function (GO): protein binding
Source: RefSeq, marked validated